Molecule: messenger RNA, 10930 nt
Organism: Syngnathus acus (greater pipefish)
Lineage: Eukaryota; Metazoa; Chordata; Actinopteri; Syngnathiformes; Syngnathidae
Gene: wnk3
Product: serine/threonine-protein kinase WNK3
Exons: 25
Coding region: 841-8685 (2614 amino acids)
Biological process (GO): positive regulation of sodium ion transmembrane transporter activity; negative regulation of sodium ion transport; monoatomic ion homeostasis
Cellular component (GO): cytosol; cytoplasm
Molecular function (GO): potassium channel inhibitor activity; ATP binding; protein serine/threonine kinase activity
Source: RefSeq, a predicted model, not a curated record
AGUCAUGAUGAGGAAGAUGAUGAUGAACCCAGUGGCAAGUGUACACGGGCAAACAGAAGCGCUCACUUGAGAAUCCGCCACGUCCAGGCCCGCCGCAGUGGACUUGUGGGACGGUGACUGUCACUAAGAAGAAUAUGCCAUGCAGUCAAGUGACAAACAUUUUGGUUUGGCCUGCUAGCCAAGUGGUGAAUGGCCGCUCGCGAGCAGUGGACGGGGACAGUCGUCAGGCGGCGACGGCGGCGGCGAGGGGCAUCGUGUGAGGCGCGGGAAGAAGCCGAGCACCGGCGGCAGACAACCGGAGUACCUGCGGAGGAGAGCCGGAGCGUCCUACGUCACCGGCGGCGGAGCUCCACAGACACCUCGGCGGCUUUUCUGGGGCAUUUUCAAGCCUUCGCAGUCCAAAUAGACAACAGCCGGACUUUAUUUUUUAAUUUACAUCGCUUUUUUUAAACGUGAUUUUCCCAAUAUUAUUUUUAGCGUAAAUUGCAAGCAGCAACGUUAGCGUUUAUUUGUGCUGAAUUGACUUGGUGUUCUAUUUUUUCUUUUUUUUCUUGGAAGAAAUCCAUCGCAGGAGCUGUCAGACACGAUGUUGCAUUCGGGCUUUCGUUGACGACGUUGGCUCCGAGAUUCCAUUCCUUCCUUCCUUCCUUCCGGCGGGCUUGUGAAAGUCCGCCGCUUGAGAAGCACUUAUUGGUGGCUGAGGAUGCCGCAGAGGACAUAAACCACGCUCCUUGAAGAAAUGUCAAAACAGAGAGGAACCAAAAGGUCACGGGUUUGAGCACAGGAAAAAAAAGCCCAGCGAGAGACAGGCCGAGGAGAAACGCUGCAAAGGAGGUCUCCAUGGCUACCGAUCCAGGAGAGCCCACAGGCACAGAGGACUCGACGGAGAAACCUGAUGGACACAGGGAGGAGGACCUUGAGGGCACGCGGAGGGACACAUCCGGCAGCAGCCCCGCGGCCGUCCUCCCGUCUCAGGGGUGGAGAAGGAUGGCAGGAGAGCAUGAAGGAGCUGGUCAGGAGGGUGCGGUGGCCUCGGUCACACCCGAAAUGUCCUCCUCCACCUUGCCAGUUGACACAGGGCAGAAAGGUCAGAGGAGGGAGAAGCGCUUCUUCAGGAAGAGCGUGGAGAUUUGCGAGGAGGACGAGCAAGAGGGUCUCCUGGAAGCUCCUCGCAGCGCGCCCAACCUGGACCUGCACUCCUUCGACCCCGUCUUCAGCGGCGUCCAGCAGCAAGGAGCCGUGUCCUGCACCGCCCUGCGCCAGGAUCCGUCCCGCCCCGGUGAGCAGGAGCCCGGCAAAGGCGGCCCUCCUUCUUCGCCCAGCCAAAAGGGCAAAGAGAGGGAACGCGAGCAGGAGGAGGAGGCCGAGAUGAAAGCCGUGGCCACCUCUCCCGGAGGCAGGUUCCUCAAAUUUGACAUUGAACUGGGCAGAGGAGCUUUCAAGACAGUCUACAAAGGCUUGGACACCGAGACCUGGGUGGAGGUGGCUUGGUGUGAGCUUCAGGACCGCAAGCUGACCAAGGCGGAGCAGCAGCGCUUCAAGGAAGAGGCGGAAAUGUUGAAGGGGCUCCAGCAUCCCAACAUUGUGCGCUUCUACGACUCGUGGGAGUCGGCGCUCCGUGGAAAGAAGUGCAUCGUCCUCGUCACCGAGCUCAUGACCUCGGGGACGCUCAAAACGUACCUGAAGCGUUUCAAGGUGAUGAAGCCCAAGGUGCUGCGGAGCUGGUGCCGGCAAAUCCUGAAGGGCCUUCAUUUCCUGCACACCAGGACCCCUCCCAUCGUGCACAGGGAUCUCAAAUGUGACAACAUCUUCAUCACGGGCCCCACCGGUUCGGUCAAAAUAGGCGACCUGGGACUCGCAACCCUCAUGAGGACUUCUUUUGCCAAAAGCGUCAUAGGAACCCCCGAGUUCAUGGCUCCCGAGAUGUACGAGGAGCAUUACGACGAGUCCGUGGACGUCUACGCCUUUGGAAUGUGCAUGCUGGAGAUGGCCACUUCCGAAUAUCCCUACUCCGAGUGCCAAAAUGCCGCCCAGAUUUAUCGCAAAGUGACAAGCGGUAUCAAACCGGCCAGCUUUGAGAAAGUCAACGACCCAGAGAUCAAAGAGAUUAUCGAAGGUUGCAUCCGUCAGAAUAAAAGUCAGAGGCUGUCCAUCCGAGACCUUUCGAACCACGCCUUCUUCGGUGAAGACACGGGGGUCCGCGUGGAGCUGGCAGAGGAAGACACGGGCACCCAGGACUGUUUGGCUCUACGGAUUUGGGUCGACGAGCCCAAGAAACUGAAGGGCAAGCACAAAGAUAACGAGGCCAUCGAGUUUAGCUAUGACCUGGAGAACGACAGCGCUGAGGAAGUGGCUCUGGAGAUGGUCAAGUCGGGCUUCUUCCACGAGAGCGAUGCCAAGGUGGUAGGCAAAUCCAUCCGGGACCGAGUCAAUCUGAUCAAGAAGUCUCGGGAGCGACGGCAGCAACAGCUGCUCCAGCAGCAACAGCUGCUCCAGCAGCAGAAGCAACAGCAGGGAUGGGAAGAAAGACGCGACUCCGCUCUCACGUCCGCCACCGUCUCCCAUCAAUCCAGCGCAUCACGACAAGGGGGCGGAGCAACUGGAGGAGGAGGGCAGGAGUCGGACAACCUGCCUGAAGUGGACCAGCAUGUUGUCCAAGGGGCAAGGCUGUGCCUGCCAGGGCAAAGUCUGGCGGCAACCACCUGCGACUCGUGUGCUAGCGGGCAGAGCCAGUCACUCUCUCAGCCGGGGGACUCGCUUGCGCUCUCCCAACCCAUCUCCACGUCUGUAUGCGAUUUGGCCACAAUCUGUACUGCGGCGCUGGCCGCUCCUCCGAGGCUCCCGGUGGGUGAGGGUCUUCCAAGCGUGCCGCUUGGCCAGAGCGUCAGUUUGACCAGCGUCGGCCCGCCCGUUGCUCAGAACUUUCUCCGGCCCUCCGCCGUGGUUCAGCAGGUAUCGCCAAGUAGACCUCAGCUGUAUUUUCAGUCGCAAACAUUCCCAUCAGAUGCAUUUCAACCCGCCGCCCCCCAAACGCCGCUGGCCCCCUCACAGUCCUACGUCCCCCCCAUUCCCCCGCAAGUUCUCCCUUCAUCCAUGCCACCGGGUGAUCUGGUGGUGACUAUUGUUCCCCUCGCUCAGCAGCCCCGGCCCGAGGCCCCUCCCGCCGCGCAGCUCGCUGACAUUAUUCAGCAGCCGCCAUCGCAGCCAACGCAAGCUGUCCUUCCAACGCAGCUCGGUCUCGGCGGCCAGACGUCGGGCCUUCAACAGAGCCUUCAAAGCGAGCCUCAGCAGCCCAUCUGCGUACGGCCGAGCCUUCCCCCGGCCACGGAACUGUCAGCUUUGUCGUUGCCGCCGUCGGGGCAACAUUGUCAAGCGGUCAAUGAGCGGAUCACCGUUCAAUCACAGCAGCAAGUUUUAAGGCUGGACCAACAUCAAACUUUGAUCCCCCUUGAUCAGCAGCAAACUCAACUGGAGCAGCAGCACUUAUUGGAUCGACAACAAGCUAUUAUUCAACAGCAGCAUCAAGUCGUGCCGCAGCAAGUGCUUUCGCAUCACCAUUUAGGGCAACAGUUGAAUCAACAGAUGGAAAAUCCCCAGACCAGAAUCCAGCAAGAGCAAGCCGUGCCUCAGCAGACCCAGCCCAGGCAACGAGAAGAACCGGCAGCUCUCUUACAACAGCAGCUCGUCUUCCAGCAGCAGCAGCAGCAGCAGCAGCAAAUCCAGCAACAAGGUCUUCUGCAACAACCACACGAGGUGGUGCCUCAGCAACAUCAAACGGCCAGACUGCAACAGCUUCAGGAGCAGCAAGAGCGCCAAGCCGCCGUGGUUCAAUUCCAGCAAACAGAAAAACAAGAAGAGCCCGUCGUUCCUCUUCAAAGUUGCAUCGAGCAGCAACAAUGUGAAAUGCUUCAGGCAUGCGCCCCUCAACUGAACAGCGCUCAGUUUCCGGGGCAACAAGCCGCACUGCUCGUGCAGCCGGGAGCGUAUUCGACCCGCGUCCCGCUCAGACUUCCGCUCGGCCCCGAGGUCAUUCGGCAGCUCGCCGGUGUCGUCUCGCCGGCCGUGGCCGCGCGGCCUGCCGAGGCGUCGGGCGCCGUCCCGGCUCAGGCGCUUUGCCAGCAAGUUCCCGGCCCGAACCCGAGCCACGUUGCGCUCCAUUACAGGAGCCCGCCGACCACGCGAGCAGCUCAAAUGCUGAUAGACUCCCGCAUUGUUCCUGUGCUCGUGACCUCCCAAGGGCAGGCGCAAAUCGUCAUCCAAGCCCAGAAUCUUGUCGGCGCUUAUCCUGAACCGACGACUUCCACCACCAACCAAAUGUCGGCUCAGCCUUUGCAGCCUGCUCAGUCCCGACCGACGCACAGCCAGAACGCUGACGUUCAAGUCGUGGGCCUUCAAAGCCAGACCGCUGCCCCGCUUCCAGCGACGACAAUUCCUGCUCAGAUCCCGCGAGAGCCUCAAAUGCCAGAGCUGCCGCAGCAAACUCCAAGCCAGACGCUUCUCCCGGCCCAAAGUCAGCUUCCGGCGAGCCUGUUGACCACUCAGUCGGGCAACUACUCGACGUUUCCGCGCGAUGUGAUCAAUUUUACGCACCGGCCGGUGCUGCGCUAUCAGCAGGUCGCCGGUCUCAAUCCUCUGCUGGACCCUUCGCGCGUCGUUACAGCUGCGGUCAAUAUUCCGGUGGUCCUGGCCCAGCAGCAACCAGUAGGAAGUGCCGCAAACCCCGCCCUAAUUCAGUCCGUCUCCCAGACGCUUUGUCAAGCCCAGUUGCCGGUCGAGCCCGUCCCGCCUCCACACCAGCCCUGUCCACUCGGUCAGGUUUGCGGGGAUGAGGUCGAGCCGCCGGCACGUGUGGCCGAUCAUCAUUCCCAUCAUUCAUUGGGCACGAGCGGAACGGCGGGCGAGGUGGCUUCCACUCAGAAGGCGCCGACCCAGACGUGCAUUCCAUCGCAGUUGCCGCCCGCCCGAGCGCCUCUUGUUCUCCGCGCCGUCUUCCCCGCAGUCCUGAGCCCCUCUCACCCCUCGCCUCCCCCGUCGUCACUACCAUGCCCUCAUCCUGCUCCCGCUGCGCCAGAGCCGCCGUUUCCUCCGGCGGCCCAGGUGGUGCCACCGGGGCAAGGCGACUUUCUCGCUGCUGCCGCUGCCGCUGCUCUAGACUCGCUUAAUUGCCCUGCCCCCAAACUGCCCCAAGCCUCGCCGCAAGACUCUGACAUUUCCCCGCUGGGCGUUUCUCAGGAUUGUCCGCCCCUGUCAAAUACAGAACGCCCUUCCUCAACCGGGUGUCUGCCAGCAAACGGAGAAGAAGCUCUUUUGCUCUUGGCCAACGGCAAAUUAGAAAAAGGAAAAGGCCAGAGGAGAGCGUCUUCGCUAAAACCCGAGAAGUUCCCGCAUCAAUUUCAGCUGAGUAUGCUUCAGGUGUCAGGCAGUGGGGACAAUAUGGUGGAGUGCCAGUUGGAGACCCAUAGUAACAAAAUGGUGACCUUUAAAUUUGAUAUGGAAGGAGAUGCUCCGGAGGACAUUGCGGAUUACAUGGUGGAGGAAGUCUUUGUACUGGAUGUGGAAAAGGAGAAGUUUGUCGAAGAGCUCAGAGCCAUCGUGGCAAAAGCACAGGAGAUACUUCAAAGGCAUUCACUUACCGGGUCCACCGAGCGCUUACAAGUCAGCACGCCCAGCGCCGGCUCUACGUCCGACUCAGUGCCGCACUCGUCUCCGGUGGGACGCUGGCGUUUCUUCAUCAACCAGACCAUCCGCCACAGAGACUCUCUGUCGAGCCAGGGGGCUGCCACCACACCUCCUACCGGAGAAGCAAGAACACUCCCCCCGCAAAAAACGGACCAAGAAAACGAAAGCUCCCAGAUUCUGGAGUCCUCCAGUAGCGUGUCUUCUCCUGUCUCAGCGCCGUCGACCACGAUUGCACCCACUUGGCACGCCGCCGCACCUGAAAGCACCUCUCCGACUAUUUCAGGUGGCUUCAGCGCAACCUCCGCCGACCAACGGCUCGGUGCGGCGGCCAAUUCCACGGCAGCCGACCCGACUUCCGUUCCCGCCGCCGCCGCCGCUCUGGUUAUGCCUCCCGCGUCCGCCGACGUUCAGGCUGAUGUCACAGUCAGCGCGGCUGACGUGGAGCAGAUGCUUCAGCUUGAGCAACAGGUGCAACGUCAACAAGUGCAGCAGACGCAGGAAGUGCACCAAGAGCAGAAUUCCAGUACGCUGCAAGAGUGUCAGCUCCAGCAAGUUAUGCCUCCAAGUCAGCCCCUCACAGACCAGCAACAUCUCAACACACAGCAGACCACGUACAUGCCGCAGCAACCGUUGCUUUGUAGCCAUGUGGCGCAGGCCACCCACAUCGAAAACCCAGAGCGAGGGGACACGGCCACAACCGCCCGCACACCUCCCCGACAACACCCGUUUCCCAAACAGUCUUCUCUCCAGCAGUCCGAGUCGGAGGUGUCGACUGGAGAGAUGAGCUUGACGGAUGAGGCGGCGGCGGCGUCUUUGCCGCCGCUUCGUUUGGGAGCCGGCGAAGCCACCUAUCUGCCGCUCACGCUCAGCCCGUCCCCCGCGCAGCCUUCCUCGGUGGCCGAGUCGGACAGCGAAGGUCCCCCGAAAAUCGAAUUUGGGGACAAUCGUAUGAAGACGCUGGAUGAAAAGCUGAGGAACCUGUUGUAUCAGGAGCACACUGGCGGCGCGGCGGCCGGCGGGGCAGCGUCCUCGCUGACGUCAACGUCGGCGGCCUCCACAUCUGCGGGUGGAGAUGAGUCAUCGGAGCCACAGCCGUCGUCUUUCGCGCCUCCUUCAUCUCUGCGCUCCUCGUCCUCCUCCACCACCACCUCCUCCUCCAGCUCCACCACCACUCCUGACCCGGAAAACUGUGCAGGAGUUGAGGGAGACUCCUCCGAAGUUCUUCAGUCAACAGAGAAAGGCCUGAUAGAGCCUUCCACUUCCAUCCCCCCAGCAUCUUUCCUCCCUGUCAAACAGGAUGCGCCCGCUGGGCCACAGCGUCCUCCUGUAGCAGGAGAACCGACUAUCCUAGCUUUGGCCCCACAUUCCGACAACAGCAUCACUGGAGAAGCCUUGCGGCCCCACCGCCAGCAGAUCCCCCUCCGGCACGGAACGCAGCAGCAUAAUGCAGGAGGUGGAUAUUUUGGCCUAAACCUGACAUGUCCUAGUAUCAAAAAUCCCGUUUCUAGCAAGAAAUCCUGGACUCGCAAAUUCAAAAACUGGGCAUGCAAAUUGCGCCAUUCCGCCAGCUUGUUCAAGAAGCCCAGAGUCCAGCAAGUCUCGUUAUCCGACGGAGGGUCCGGCGCUCUGUCGCUCCAAGAGGCGAAGGAGGCGGCACCACCGACUCAGAUGCGCAAAGGACGAUUCCAUGUGAUCCCGGUUCCUCCGUCCCCACCGUCCAGGAAGGCGUCCUCAAGGCGUGGCAGCGCCGACAGAAAAGUGGGCCGCUUCUCUGUGACAAAGGCCGAGACGCGGGAUGACUCGGGCCAGACGGACAGCUCCCCGGUGUCUCCUGUCCAGCUCAGGGAGAGGAGGAGAUCUCGGGUGAAGGAGGGCGAGAAAGAUGAGAGUCGAAGGACGCCGGCCGCAGGCCACCAUUCUCGAGGGCACGGGCAUAGCCACUCCCCCGUCGAUAGCAGCGAGGAUGACGACGACGGGAGUGAGUUGGAGGAUGAAGAUCUGAGAAGAGAACUGCACAAGCUGAGGGAGAAGCACAUCAAAGAAGUGGUGUCGCUUCAGGCCCAGCAGAACCAAGAGCUGCAAGAACUGUACAGACAGCUUCGCUCCCAAAAAGACCAAAGGCAAAGUCUUCCCGCUUGCUUGUCUCGAAGCCCCGCCCUUCCCGCAACGCCGCCCCUCCUCUCCCCUCGUCGACCCAGGCCGGCCAAAAUCAAACUGCGACCCCGACCUCACUCUCACAUGGAUAACAACGGAGUCACACAUGCCGGACUCCAGCAGUCGAGCGGCUUUUCGGGUACGGAACAAAGCGGAGGGCCUUCUCAUCGCAGCUCAGAGCAUCGGCCCUCGCUGCCUGCCAAAAGAGAUCAAAGCCCUGCCAAGAAGAGCACCUUCACGCUGGAAUUGCACAAGUUGCUUGACAACUGGACAAAGGAGACGGUGGGCCAGAACACGCCCAAACCGUCCCUCAAUCAGAUCAAGCACAUUCGGCAGGUGCAGGAGCUGGGAGGCUGGACCCAGACACCUGAGGUGGCUCCUCCAGCAGAUUGGUUUCCGUCGGUCCCACUGAACCCGCAGGCGCCCUCGGCUGCUACCGGCUUGCCCGCCCCUGCCCGGAACACUGGCGGAGCUGACCUGUCCAUCUCUGGCACGUCCCAGCCGCAAUCGCACACGCCCCAAGUAGCACACCUCCAGCAGCAGAUGAGCGAUCAGCAGGCCCCGCUGCGUCAGCACGUCCAGACGCCGCCCGACGUCCGGCUGCAUCAAAACCAAUCUCAGCUGCCUUCCCGCGCCGCCUCGGUCCCGUCUGCGCCACCUGGCGACGCGCCCUCUGCGGACAGCGGCGUCGCUGGCGGGGGGGCAUUUUGCACUUGUUCCUCCUCAUCUUCAAGCAACUGCUCCUCCUGUCUGAACGCUGCUGUACCUUCCAGUGCCAAAAAGAAUCACCCCACUGACAGCCCCGGCCUCCACGCCUCCUCUGGAACUGAAAUAAAACCAAGGUUGGUGUGAUUAUUUAAAAAAAAAAAAAAAAAAAAGGUGCCAGAAAAGCUGUAAUUGAGUUGGAGUGGGACAUAGCACGGAUCCAUUUGGACUAAUAGGCUGGAUUUACACUGUCGCAGAUGACGGGGACCGAGACCUGUCACAAAUCAAAAAAAGGAUUAAAAAUCUUGUCCAUAUGAACACUUUAAACUGUAUAUGUACGCUGAAAUAGGAUCCCCAAACACUUGAAACUCAUUCCACUCAUUCGGCUUCCAAAUAAAGGGCUUCUAGAUUAUUUGAUGUUGAAGGAUGCUAACAAGUAUUCUGCUAACAUGUUGACCCACCACCGGUAUGUCGUCGCUGCCCAAAAAUCUGAUUUUGGCAUAAAUUCAGAAACGCUCCGACCCGCACUGUAAAUCCAGUCUUAGUAACUGCGCAAUGGGACAUGAAUGUGAGAUGAACGGCUCUCGCGUGUACAGACAGAAGGCGACAUUGAACGCACCACCGCGGGACACGAUACUCUCGUUUCUCUCCUGCGCGUGUUUGCGUUCAUCGCGCGGCAGAGAAUUUGCAACAUAUCUCCGAAAAAACUUUUACCUGUCCACCAUCGCACCUAUGCCGGAGAUGUUUUGUUUCCGCUUAUUAAUGCUUGCGGUGAACGGACUAUCAAUUUUAAAAGUGCAAUUAGUCCUGAUCAUGGGAAUUGAUCAGCAUGUAUGUAUUGUCAUGUCUAGGUCAUCAAAUAUUUUUGUAUACGUCAAGUGAAAAAUUUUCAAAGGGGUUGGCUUACAGCACAAACUACUUCGGCGGACCAUGAAAAAUAAAUGAACAGUUUGCUACUUAGUUUCAAGAUGGAUGGCUCACAUUUACCAAAAAAGCAACGAUGACGAAUUUCUGCUGUGUGGCUCAGUCAACCCAGCGCCAAUCCGUUUGUGAAUAGAAUAAAUGUCCAUAUUUUUGGCGCUAUAAAUUUGCCAACCAAGUCAUUUUAGGUGCCAGUCCGAGCUCUAAUUUCAAUCUACCGUCUACCGGGUAGCAUUUCAUCACAUUCAGUCAAGUGCUGAUGGAAUGUCAAACAAUCGGACAGAAAAUCACAAGUGACCAACAAAUGGCAGCUAAUGCGUGACAAGCUUUUCAUUUCAUCCGGAAAUUUCCCGGCAAAACUCGAUACCGCCAACAUUUUGUGACGAAGUGUCUGCUAAAUUGUGAAUUGUCAUAAAUUGGUUGCCCUAGCGCACCAACAACCACAGCAAGCAAACCCACAGCAGAAACUUUUCCUUCCACAUAUCAAAUAUUGUGGUGCAUAGAGUGAAGCAACUGCCAAGUUUUAGUGACCCCCGGCAACUCUUUCAGAUUAGAGGGCAUGGUUCAGUGGUAGGGCGUUCGAUUCUCGACCAUCGUGACCAUGUCCAAGUGUCCUUGAGCAAGACACUGAAGCGCCAGUUGAGGAAGCAGUGGAAAGCGCUCUACAAGUGACAGCCCAUUAGCACAUUUUGCCUUUUGCAUUUUUCAGUGUGUAAGUCGUAUUGUUUUGUUUGAUCCACAUUAAAUGAACCCGUCUAAAAUGACUCAACUGACUAGGGGGCGUCAAAGUAAUCAUUGCACUUGACCGCCAACUGUCACAAGAUAAUCUGUGAGCAUUUCAUGUGCUGACUACACACUGCCAAAGGUUAAAUUAUGAACGACAACUCGAGUUCUCCAUGUUAUACAGACGUGCUGUGUGCAACAAUAUGCAAGCGGAUACAUUUCACUCAACUGGCUUAGCAGCUCAUGUAGGAUGAAACAUAUUUGCAGUGUUUCCGGACUUUGUCUUUUGCAUCUGAGGUAAUAAACAUUCAGAAAAUCAAAUAGUUGGGUUACUUUGGAAUCAUUUAGAAUUGACCAGUGAUUUUCCUGAUCCAUUGCUGUCACGUCUGAUACUAACUUGUUGACCACAAGCUUGAUUAUCACAUUGUAUGAUGUUGAGCUGGUUGUGUGUUACUGAAAUCUUAAAAAAAAAGAGCGAGAGAAAAAUACAUAUUAUUUUUGUAUUUUGAAAUGGAGAUGUUUCCUUGUAAUAUUGUGAUCCUAAUAAAUCAAAAGGCUGUUUCUCAUCCGUGUUCUGAGGGACUCGCCCUGUGUUAUGCCUGAGAACCAAUGAUGAACAAACACAUUUGGGAAAUCCUGAAAAUACAAAGUAUGUUGCUAGUGAUUUGCCCUCUGUACAUUGUAACAAACAACUUUUGCUUUUAUUUAUGUUUUCUAACUAAUCCAAAUAAAUGAUGUCCAACAUCUA